AGGAAGCGGCAGCAGCAGAGGACGGCAGGAAUCGCGGGGAUCCGGCGCUGCCUGAGCUCGCCGCACUCCGGGAGCAUCGCCCCCAUCCCGCAGGAUUUCCUAUUCCCAACCCUUGGCUGGAUGGAGGAAGAGGCUGUGAGGAAGAGGCAGAUGCCCCUGGACGCCCAGGCAGACAGGGAUCUGAGGAUGGAGACCAGGGAGGACAAAUCCCCACAGCAGAACCUCGUGGAAGAGGCUGUUUUGAGUGACUCUACAGCACAGGAAUCCGAUGGGGAGGAAAAUCCCCAGAGAUCCUGCAGGAGGGGAGGCUGCAAACCCAUCCCAGGGUGCUCCAAGGAGGAAAGACCCACCCUGAGCGAGGAAGGUGGACAGAGCUUCAGCCAGAGCUUGGGCCUCGUGGUCUCUGAGCAGCUCAGUGAUGGGGAGAAGCCCCACAAGUGCUUGGAGUGUGGGAAGAGCUUCAGCUGGAGGUCCCGCCUGAUCCGCCACCAGAUGAUCCACACUGGGGAGAGGCCCUACGAGUGUCCCGAGUGUGGGAAGGGCUUCAGAGACAGCCCCCAGCUUACCAUCCACCAUCGCAUCCACACUGGGGAACGGCCCUUCGAGUGUUGGGAAUGUGGCCAGAACUUCAGCCGGAGCUCCCACCUGACCUCCCACCAGAAGAUCCACACAGGGGAGAGGCCCUACGAGUGUUCCGAGUGUGGGAAAUCAUUUCAGACCAGCUCCCUUCUCCUCAUACACCUGCGGAUUCACACAGAGGAGAGGCCCUUCCGCUGCCCUGACUGCAGGAAGGGCUUCAAGCACAGCUCCCACCUCAUCAGGCACCGGCGCAUCCACACCGGGGAAAGGCCCUACGAGUGCCCCGAGUGUGGGAAGAGGUUCAGGACCAGCUCAGUCUUGAAUCAACACCAAUGGAGACACCGGUAAGGGAAGCCCUGACUGCUGGAAGAGCUUUGUGCACUGCUCCAACUUCCUCUCCCAUCAGAGGACCCUCGUUGCAGAGAGCCCUGGUGACCCACAUUCCCAAUAAUCCAAGUUGGGAAGACACCUGGCUGGUGGUCUCUACAUCAUCCCGGAUCCCUAUGGGCACCUGACUGAAUGCUGGGGCAGGAACAUCCUUUGGGUCUCAGACUGAUAAUGGCAAUUCCUUGGGAAGAGCUGAUUUUUUUCCUUGUCUUGGUUUGAAAUUCAGGUGUCUGCUAAGGAAGGCAGGAGCCCUCCUUGGACUGGAAAAUGUAAACCCCCUCCCUCUGAAUUAUUAGAAUUGUGAAAUCAAGGGGCUCUCAAGCAAAGAUAUAGGAAUAGGCAUAACAGUUCUUUACUAAUGUGUAUAAUAAAGCAAACAACAACAACACCUACGGCAUUAACAGAGGCUUUGCUGCACAAACCCACAGGGGCCCGUGAUCCUGGUGCCCCAGCAGGG
Onychostruthus taczanowskii (white-rumped snowfinch) is the source of this 1423-nucleotide messenger RNA. Its product is annotated as gastrula zinc finger protein XlCGF49.1-like. NCBI's taxonomy places the organism in Eukaryota, Metazoa, Chordata, Aves, Passeriformes, Passeridae. The record is from RefSeq and is a predicted model, not a curated record. Bases 121 to 927 code for a protein of 268 amino acids. Gene Ontology annotation, cellular component: nucleus. Gene Ontology annotation, molecular function: RNA polymerase II cis-regulatory region sequence-specific DNA binding; DNA-binding transcription activator activity, RNA polymerase II-specific. The transcript is spliced from 3 exons. Gene Ontology annotation, biological process: regulation of transcription by RNA polymerase II.